Messenger RNA from Cylas formicarius (sweet potato weevil), 3099 nucleotides. RefSeq names its product probable ATP-dependent RNA helicase DHX35. Lineage: Eukaryota; Metazoa; Arthropoda; Insecta; Coleoptera; Brentidae. The transcript has 9 exons. The coding region runs from base 448 to 2511 and encodes 687 amino acids. The record is from RefSeq and is a predicted model, not a curated record. Gene Ontology annotation, cellular component: intracellular anatomical structure; catalytic step 2 spliceosome. Gene Ontology annotation, molecular function: ATP binding; RNA binding.
UAUGAUUAAAGUGUAACAGGAGCGAUAGAAUUAGAUGGAGUUUCUGUUAACAAUUCAUAAACUAAAAACAAAAUGCAAUCGAAUCGUCGCGAAUAGACUAUCGUCUGCAAUAUUCAUGUCAUUAGGCUCGAAAAUUGUAAAAAUUACUACUUUAUGCAUAGAGUCUCAAAAUUUGGUGACGCACUGACGCUGCGGCAGUGUCGAUUUUCUCCGAAACCUAUAAAGAUCACAUUCCCAAGCACAGAACAGUUGUACCAAUAUGUCUACCGAUUUAUGGAACAUGUACAUGGCAAAGGUUAUGUGAACGCGUUGUAAACAAUGCGUUUUUAUCUGUUUGUAUGAAAUGAACACGGUCCUAUUAUCUAUGAUUUAUUUGCGACAUGGGUGCAACCAUGUUGAAAUGAAGGUCUGAACAAUUAUCGAAAUUAGGUUCACAUAGGCGACGUAAUGAGUGAUUCGAGGCCGAGGUUUGUAAAACCUUCCGAGACUUUGAGCUUCCUUGAUCGGGACACGGCUUCCUCGUCAGUCGAAACGACAGAUUUUAUUUUUAAUAGGAAUAUAUCACGCUCUCUACAGACCCAGCGUCAAAGUCUGCCCAUAUUUAAUAACAGAAACCACAUACUGUACUUGUUAGAAAAGUACCAGACGUUGGUAUUGGUCGGCGAAACAGGUUGCGGCAAGAGCACUCAAAUACCGCAGUAUAUGAUAGAGGCCGAAUGGCCGGGCCAGAUCGGAGUGUGCGAGCCGCGCAGAGUCGCCGCGAUCUCGCUGGCAAACCGGGUGGCCGACGAGACGAGUUCAUUGGUGCAGGGUGACACGGUGGGGUACGCCGUGAGGUUCGACGCGUGCACGAACAAGCCCAAAAUAAAAUACAUGACGGAGGGGAUACUGCUGCGUGAACUGAUGUCCGAUCCGCUGUUGAAGAACUACUCGGCCAUCAUGCUGGAUGAGGUCCACGAGCGUAGCCUCUACACUGACGUCCUGAUGGGACUGAUGAAGAAAAUAUCGCGAAAAAGACCCGAACUGCGACUGAUCGUCGCGUCGGCCACCCUCGACGCGACCCACCUCCAACGGUUUUUCAACAACAACGUCGGCGACGAUCGCAAGCGCGACACGGCGACUAUCUUAUCGGUCGAGGGGCGGCAACACCCCGUAGAAAUCUUCUACGCCGCGGAACCGGUGCCCUGUUACGUGCAGGCGGCCGUCGACUUGACCGUGAAAAUUAACGCUUCCGGACAACCGGGUGACGUGCUCGUCUUUUUGACCGGUCAAGAGGAGGUCGAGCGCGCGGUCCGCCUCCUAAACGAACACGCCACCGCCAUCGAACGAUCGGGAAAAAAACAAAACAUGUACGUGGUGCCGAUGCACGGGUCGCUCUCGCAUCACCAGCAGCUCGCCGCGUUCAAGCGCCCUCCGGGUAACUUCCGGAAGCUCGUCGUCGCGACCAAUAUCGCCGAAACGUCGGUUACCAUACCCGGAAUCGUUCACGUUAUCGAUUGCGGCUUCGUCAAGAUGAAGUGGUACCACACGAGAACGCACACCGACGCCCUUGUUGUGUUACCCGUCAGCAAGUCGUCGGCGGAUCAAAGGGCUGGUAGGGCGGGGCGCGAGAAGCCCGGUCGCGUUUACAGGUUAUAUACCGAAGAAUUCGCUAAAAAGUUGCCGGAUAGCACGCCGCCCGAAACGGUCCGCACCAACCUGACCUACGCGGUCCUCCAACUCAAAGCGAUGGGCAUAAGGAACCUCAUAAAAUUUAAAUUUCCGAGCCCGCCGCCUCUGGAAAAUCUGCGCAGCGCGUUGGAAAUACUUUACGCCGUCGACGCGAUCGACAUCCGCUCCGAAUUGACGAAACCGCUCGGGUUUAACAUGGCCGAAUUCGCCCUCGACCCGCCCUAUUCGAAAGCGCUGCUCGUUUCGGGCGAAUGGGGUUGUUCCGAGGAAAUUCUCACGAUACUUGCGAUGCUGCAAGUGGAGUCGGUUUUUGCCAAACCGACCACGGGCACCGGUAUCGUUAAAGCUCGUGUGCAGCGUAGAUUGUUCGAGGUGGAGGAAGGAGACCUCAUCACUUACCUGAACGUCUUCAACGGCUACGUGGAGAGCGAACGAUCGCAGGCGUUCUGUCAGACGAAUUUCAUAAGCCACAGAAGCAUGAAACGUGUAUACGAAAUCAGGCGUAAUCUUGAGAAGACGCUCUGCAAUUAUGGAAUCCCGAUAGUAUCGAGCAAGUCGACCGAGACUAUACGAAAAUGUCUGGUGGCGGGGCUGUUCCCUAACGCCGCGUAUUUACACAACAGCGGGGUCUACAAGACUGUCCGUGGCGACGUCGACUUGUACGUCCACCCCCAGAGCGUGCUUUACACCGUGGAACAACCUCAGUGGGUUAUCUUCUGCGAGGUCGUUCACAGUGCUAAACUGUACAUGAAAGAUGUUACAGCCAUCCAAAGAGACUGGCUUCUGGAGCUUGCGCCCCACUUUUAUUACAAAACGACUGGUAGUGUAUACGAUUUGUAAAUGAGGCAAUAAAUUCAGUUGCAGAGUUGUUUCGAUGACACAGUCACCCACGUCGUGUUAAAAGUAAGAAAGAUCACUUGUGACCUAUGAUCUCUAAACAUUAUAAGUUACUUUACGCUUCCCUUCAACUCAGUCCGGGCAGGUAUUACCGGCUGACGUCACUCGUCGACCCAAUUUCGAAAACGCCUAUCGACGCCAUUUUUUUUCAGUGCCUUUUAAUAUCUAUAGCGCUGUGCUUUUUAGUACUUUUAAUUAAACGGAUGGACUUUAAUAGAAAACGUAAUACAGACGUAAUAUUGUUUGAAAAUACAACAAGACAGGUUUUAGAUAAGAUAAACAUAGCAUUUUAUUACUAAAAUGCCUUAUGGUUAAUGUAUUUGAAAUGUCAAUUUGAGCCUUUAUUAAAAUUUCUUUUAACGAGGUUUCUAAUGUUGCUCGUAUGAUUUGGUAAUAUUAAAAUGCCGCAUGCCCAAGCACUCCACAUAGAUUUAAGUUCUUUAACUGCAUGGAAUUCAUAAAAUUAAUUCUGCCUGUACUUGCCGUUUCCUUUACCCUUUACUCGGCGCUUAAGGCAACCUAUUUACAAAU